UAUAUUAAAUGUUUUAUCGUUUUGAAUUAUUUAAACUUUAUUGAAAGAGGGAGCAAAGAAAUCGCAGCUCAAAGUCAGCGCCGUCGGUGCGCGCGCGUGACUGGACUUCAAUGUGGAGGAACAGGAAGCGGCGAGUUUGGACUUCAGCUGGAGCAGCAGGCUCAACGUUCAGAGGUGCUGCAGCAGAUUCGGCAUGAAUGUGGAUGAAAGAAGAAGAGUAGAAACCUCUGUAACGUUGUGACUAUUGGACAAAUAUCGUGCCGGGGUUUUGGCAUCGAUGGCGACCUGUUUGCUACCCGCUCUGCUGGAAGCUUGUGUGGUGGUGGGAGCAUCUGUUGACAAACUCCAGGAAGUCCGUCAGGCCAUCAUCAGCGGGGAAACUUCAGAGCCCCUCCUCCUGGAUCCAGAAGUCCUCCAUGUGGUGGCUCCUCCGUUUGUAACCAGAACUCAGCCUGAAACUCUGAAGUCCCGCGUAAAGCGGCGGCGCUCGUUUCUCAGGAAAAAGCGCGAUCGCCUGUCUUCAGCUGCAGCAACAUCCAAUCAAGGUGAAGGUGUGCUGGAGGAAAGAGGAGAAAGAGGUGAAAACGGCAGCAUCCUGAAAGACAUGGACCUGGUGGCUUUGCCUCAGCUCUGCUUCCCUGUAGGGGGCCUGCAAGUGACCACUGAACAGAAAAAAGAGCAGUUCCACUUCCUCAUUUUCACCGACAUGUUCGGCAACAAGACUUACGGAGUGGUUCUGCAGUAUUAUCGUCCAGUACUGGAUGGAGCCUCUUUUCAUCAGAGUGGAACUGGAACCUCUGAAGUUUUGAACCUUUUCUCGGCCUAUAGCGUCUGUAUUAUGUCAAAGCAUCCUUACUUCUUUGCCCUCAAAGACUGCCUGUCAUGUCUUUUAAUUCAGCUUAGAAGUUGUCGAUUGUCAGACGUGAAUGAGAAAGUGAAGGACUUUGCAGCUAAGCUGUCACUGGUGCCGAUUCCGCCUCCUGGACAUCUUCAUUUGAUGUUUACAUUAGGUCCACUGACCAUCACCUUACCAUCCAGGCUGGGUAAUGACAAGACGGUGAUAGAUUUAGAUCUUCAUCUGUCUUUCCUUUGCUUCAGGCCACAAAAACUUCUGCAGGUGCUGUCGUGUCUCCUGCUGGAGCAGCAGUUGGUGUUUUUUUCGGCAGAUUUCGCCAAACUGACUCUGAUUUCUGAGAGUGUGUUGAUUUUUGUGAAGCCUCUGUCUUGGCAGCAUCCGUACGUCCCGGUCUUGGCCAGAGGCAUGCUGGACUUUGUCAUGGCUCCAACUGCCUUUCUUAUGGGGUGUCAUCUUAGCCAUUUUGCUGAAGUCGCUGCUGAAACCAGUGAUUUAGUCUUGGUUAACCUCGAUGACGGAAGCAUUUGCACAUCUUCCUCUGACUCUGUGGACCUGCCUGACAUUCCUCCAGCUGCUGCAGACUGCUUUAUACAGGGGUGUCAGUCACUGCAGAUGAACUUUGACUUGGACCAGUGUUGCCGUGGUAGCAGCACGGACAUCAAUGAGCAGCGUGACCAGAGAAGAGCGUGGCAGCGCCGCCUGAAUGAUGACAUCCAGAGGCUUGCACUGGAACUGAUCGUCAAUAUAUUCAGGGAUGUUAUUUAUCAUCUCAAUUAUGAGCAUCGAGUUUUUCACAGUGAAGAGUUUUUAAAAACACGAGAGCCGUCCGAGAAACCUUUUUACAAAAAAGUGCUGGAGACUCACAUCUUCCACUCCUUCCUCAAAGAUCGUCUCAACAAGAAAGCAGAUCCUUUCGCUCGAAUGGAACUUGACACCCGUUCUGAGAUGCAAAAAAAGAAGAUGAUGCUGGAGAUUCCCAGCAGACUCACCAUGCAGGAGAUCCAGGCCAGGAGAACCAGCUCCAUCACUGAGAACAGGCUGAGUAGGAGACUCGGGAAGAGUCUUCCAAACCUGCAGGACAAUCCAACAAUUGGCUGUCAAAAAAACUCGCUGCUCACCAGGACAGUGUUUUCCGACACGGCACUGAAAGCUCCAGCUAAGCCUGUAAAGGUUUUUGGACUUCCAGAGUUCCCAGCUUCUCUGUCUUUACACUCUGUCCAAAGUUACUACAGCGAGCUGCUGCAUCAACUUGGAAAAGCCAUCACCUCUGUUCAAAAUGAGGACUCUGCUCUACUAGCCAGGUUUUAUUAUUUACGUGGUUUCAUCAACAUGCUGUGUUCAAGGCGGCUUGACGCGCUUAGUGAUUUCCAGAAUCUCUACAAGACCGAUACCGCAAUCCUGCCCGCACAGUUGGUCCUGUGGCUUGUAGCAUCCCUCCAUCGAGAUGAGAGACAACAAGCCCAGAGACGGCCGGAACUCAAGAGGCUCAUCAUCAAGGUAAAGAUGGACAAUGAGAAGCCUCUGAUCCAGACUAAUGAUCACGUCAAGAAGUUUGAACUUCCUCGCCAUCACCUGCACGAAGAUGCGUUUGUGACAUGCGUUCAGGAAUGUGGAAUUGUUAAAGACGUGGCGACCAUGCGGCGUUUAUUUGAGGCUCUCGCAGACGGUCCAGUAAAACAGGUGGACCCUGAACUCUUCAGAGUCUUCUACACCUUCUGGAAGGAGAUGGAAGCUGAAGCACGAGAUGUCCAUCUGCCCUCUGAGGUCAUUGAGCAGCUCGACAGCAGUGAAUGUGUGUAUAAGCUAUCAGCCCGGGUGAAAACCUCCCAUGGCGUUGGGAAAAUCGCCAUGACACAAAAGCGGCUGUUUUUGCUCACUGAUGGACCUGCGGGCUUCCUGGAAAUCACAAAGUUUCGAGACAUAAAGGAGGUGAAGAUUACAUCAGCUCCUUUUCUCAUUCGCAUUCCUUCCCUUCGCAUCUACACCUGCAGCAAGCCGGAGGUGUUUGAGGCCAACCUGAAGACAGACACUGAACUCUGGAACCUCAUUGUUAAAGAGAUGUGGGCUGGACGCAAAAUCGCAGACCAACACAAAGAUCCUCAGUACAUAACCCAGGCUCUGACCAACGUCCUGUUGAUGGAUGCUGUCAUGGGCUGCCUCCAAACUCAGAGGUCCAUCUCUGCUGCUGCAAAGCUGGCUUACUUUGAUCGAAUCAAGCAUGAAGUGCCUAUGAUGGUGCCCCGAAUCACUGCAGAGACCCUAAAGCACAAGAUCAACCCAUCUGUGGACCUGGCAGAACCUCAGACUGUCCAUGUUCUGCUGUACACACCAGGUCAGCUGACCUGUAAGGACUCGCAGUGGGAGAUGAACCCGAAGCUGUGGGUGGCCCUCAGUGGGGGCAAAAUAGUUGUUUUUGACGCAGCAAGCUGGUCCUUAUUACAGGACUGCAUUCAGGUUGGAGAGUCACAAGUGACUUGCAUGAUGGGACUAGUGCACGAGCAAGUGUGGAUGGGCUCACAGGACUCCGUCAUCUACAUCUUGGACACCAACACCAUGACCUGCAACAAACAGCUGACUGAACACAGGAGCGAAUUGACGGGCCUCUCAGUGGACACCAGGCAUCCACACAACAGUCAGUAUGCGUACUCCUGCAGCAGCGACGGGACCAUCUUACAGUGGAACUCUGCAGGUCUUACAGUCAAGAAACAGUUCCACCUCACCUGUGACCGACUCUCCUCCAUUCAGAUUCAUGACGGUGUGCUGUGGUGUUGUUGUUCAGGCUGUAUUGUUGAACUGAAAAAGAGCGGUACGCCACACAGAAGGUUCGCACUUCCUGUAGACCUACAGAGCAUGCCCAGUAGCUUUAGCUGUUUCAUCGUCAUCCCAGAGCGAGGGCAGUUGUGGACAGGCUGUCCUGACUCAGCAGACUUGUUUCUCUGGCACAUUAACAACCCCAAACAUCCACUCAAAAGCAUCUCUCUGCCGGGAAUUUCAGGAAUCACUUGUAUGAUUCAAGUGAAAAACCAGAUCUGGGUGGGCUGCCGAGGACGGCACGGCGUUGGAGGUCAGUGUGAUGGUCAGCUGAGAAGUCAGGUAUUGGUGGUGGACCUCGAGAGCUUCACGGUUACCAAAGAGCUUCAAGCUCAUUCAGACAGCAUUCAGACACUCUGCUCUGCUGAGAAUCGCUACGUCCUGAGCGGCUCUGCAAGACGGGACGGCAAGAUUGCCAUCUGGAACGUCGAGUGAAAAAUGUUUCAUAUUAUUAAUAAAAACCAGCAAGGUUUGUGAAAAUAUUGUUUUUUAAUGUGUUGAAUACGAGAAAAAACCCUCAAAAAUCCAGUUUUUAAAAAACAAGCAAUACAAAAAAAUCUCUGUUGAUUCAAUUGAAAAAAACGUUAGAACAAACCAAUAAAUAUCGAUUGUGCUUAUUUUAUGCCAUCUAAAUAAUGAUGCACUUCCUAUUUGCUUUGUUUUAAUGUGAUCUGUUAAAUUGUUCAGAAGAAUGAAAAUGUCCUUUUUGUUAGUAAAAUUUUGAAUAAACUUUUGAAGACAAAAAA
This is a messenger RNA of Oryzias latipes (Japanese medaka), 4413 nucleotides long. Its product is annotated as DENN domain-containing protein 3. Gene Ontology annotation, biological process: regulation of Rab protein signal transduction. The record is from RefSeq and is a predicted model, not a curated record. Gene Ontology annotation, molecular function: protein binding. Gene Ontology annotation, cellular component: cytoplasmic vesicle. NCBI's taxonomy places the organism in Eukaryota, Metazoa, Chordata, Actinopteri, Beloniformes, Adrianichthyidae.